This is a messenger RNA of Pararge aegeria (speckled wood butterfly), 5334 nucleotides long. RefSeq lists its product as uncharacterized. Lineage: Eukaryota; Metazoa; Arthropoda; Insecta; Lepidoptera; Nymphalidae. Gene Ontology annotation, molecular function: protein binding. Bases 260 to 5215 code for a protein of 1651 amino acids. The transcript is spliced from 31 exons. The record is from RefSeq and is a predicted model, not a curated record.
GGAUGCACGUAUCUUACUCGCCUUGCUGGCACGCGCAUACCGCGUAACUAAAACAUUAAACAUAUGAAUUAAAACCUCUAGAAUAUUAGAUAAAAGCAAGUGAAAAACAUUUAUUUUUGUUCUGUGUGUGUGAUUAAAGGAAAUUUAGGUGAAAGUGUGUUUUGUGACGAGGACCUUAGAGCUCUUUCUUGUGGGAUUUUAGUAGCAUGGCGUGGUGUGGCAUGACAGCGGGAUAAGGUGAGGGGCAAAGCGGGGCGCAAUGAGCGCUCCGGAGCCAUUAGUGCUCCAAGCCCUACAGGGCUUCACCGAGCAGAGCGACAAGUGGCCCGGGCCCCGAGUCGUCAAAAUAUAUGUCGCUUCCGUUUACAAUGAUUUUCGGGAAGAAAGACGCCAAGUUCUCGAGUUGGUGGGCCCAGAGUUGCAGUCGACAUACGAUGACCGACAUAUCGAGUUUGAGUUCGUGGAUAUGCACUAUGGGACGGACGGUGGGGAUGAGUCGAAUCCGUCGUUGCUGCGAUACCAUCUGGACGAAAUACGAUGCUGCAACCGCACAUCAAAGGCGGGAUACUUUCUAUGCUUCAUUGGCGGGGACGCAUCGUCUUACCAACCAGUCCUACCAUUCAAGAUUCCGGAAGAAACGUUCGAGCAUCUCAUCAGAUCUGAAUCAGCUCAAACUGCACUUUUACGUGCUUGCUACAGGCUCAAUGGCGACGGCACUUACCACUUAGAAGGCGAUGAGAAAUGGUACAGCGACUUACUCGAACGGGAUGAUCAGAGAAAAAAGCUGUUAACAGUUCAAAAGGUGUUCAAUACGCUCGCGUUAGAAGCUUUAGAAGGAGGUGCCGAUGUAGCUGAAUUGCUUCGGAGUCCUUUGGAGAUUCAAUGUGAAACGGCUAUUGAUUUGUUGGAAAAUGGAAAGCAUCCGAAGGGUGUUAUUGUUAUAUUCCGAGACAUUCCAGAUUUAGAGGCAGAUGACUCCAAAAUAACAGCGUUAGUGCACGAAAGGUUAAAAAAACUACUAAGGAAAUUUGAAGGCAUUUUACCCGAGACUCAUGUUAUUAGAUUAGAACCAACAUCAGCAGACUCGUCCCGAACGGACGUGGCAUCAGAUAAUGAAGAGAAACUAUCGCCCUUCAGGGAGAAGGUUCAGGCGGUGGUAUCGUCGCUGGUCGACGACAGCCUCAGUACCGAACCCGAUCAGGGCAAAGGCAGGAAAAAGACUGUACAGGAAGUAUUUUUGGAACACAUCACUCACCUUAGAAUAUGUAUAGAACAUAAUCGUCUUUAUAAAGUAAAUGUUAAGAAAAUCGAAGACGCAGUUAGAGAUAUAUUAGAUAACGCCAAAGAAAACUACGAGAAUAGGUGUCGGCAUCCCCCAGUGCUGAUAUAUGGGCCUGACGCCUCUGGAAAAAGUACGCUGUUGACGCAUCUCUAUUUCAAAUGCGAGGAAUUAUUUCCCAGGCCAGUCUUGAGGAUAAUACGCUUCUCGGCCGCCACGCCGAGAUCGGCCUACAAUUUAGAAUUGCUGAGGGUGAUGUGCCAGCAGAUAUCUAUUAUCUUGAACAUUCCUGAAGGCUACCUACCGAAAGACGCCAGUUUCGACCCUCUGUACAUAAAUAACUGGUUUCAGAGCUUGCUCAAGAGAUGUGAGGAAAUGAAAGACGAAAUUUUGUUGAUAUUCAUUGACAAUGUUCACAGAGUUAACCCGUUAGAAUGUGAUAUCGUAACCGGUCUAUCCUGGUUACCUAUGUCUUUGCCUAGAAAUGUAUUCUUGUUUUGUACGAGCGCAGUGCCUUUAGAACAACUGCAAUUGACCCCGGCACAAAAGGAAAAGUUCAAAGUUCAAAAUUGUUACUACUUGUUGGACGCGAUAGAGGAGUCGCCUGAAAAUAAUAGCUCCGGCGAUAACAUAGACGGUGCCUUUGAUAACUUGGAAGUCGUGUUCGGUUCAAAAUCGUUUAGUAAAUUGGCUGGUUACAUAACUUGUUCGGAGUUUGGUCUCACGGAAUUCGAAUUGCUGGAACUUUUGAUGCCAACUAGCAACAGCGAAGCAGUUAUUACAUUAAAGGAUGCCAACUUCAACUUUUCCACUUUAUGUGUCGCAAAAUAUAUGAUGAAAACAAUAAUAGUUGAGAACGUGGUAUCUGGUAGAAGUACAUGGAGGUGGCGCGCAGCGGCUGCAAGUGCGCGCGCUCGAAGAAGAUAUGUGCGCGUGCAAAGUGCGCUCAGAGACGCGCAUUCUGAUCUCGCUGCGCUACACUUUGCCAACUUUCUAAAUGAUACUGAUGAUACUGAUACUUCCGAGACACAUGAACCUGGUUGUGUAGACGACGAUGAUGCCCUCCUUGACUCGACACCAUUCCACUCAGCAAGUAGAACAGCCGCCGCGUUCACACAGAGACACGUGGAGGAAUCAUGGCUACAUCUGCUUUUAGCUGGAGACUUCUCCAAACUAAAGGACUUGACUGUCUGCAACUUUGACUUCUUGCUCGCGGCCGUGCAGACAGUGACAAUAUCGUAUCUCCGCUGCAUCCUGGAGCACGUCCGCUGCUAUAUCCUGGACCGGGAUGUCGAGCUCGUAUACGGCGCUGUGAGGAAAUCCAGCGAUAUCCUCACACGAGAUCCGAUGCAAUUGGGCGCUCAGAUAAUAGCGUGGCUGCGACCAGCGGUUGCGAGGCGUGGUGUUCUGGCGACUCUGGUGACCGCUGCCAUGGCGUGGUGCGAUGGAUACGAUAAGCCGCUUCUUGUGCCUCUUAACGGCUGGCUACAUCCACCGAUUGCCUCAACAGUACGCGUAGUAUCUGUAGGUGGAUCGACGCCGGGUGCAGGCGUGAGACUACUGCAACUAGCGCCCUCUGGACAACACCUUGUCCUAGCGCCCUCUGCUGGUGAUCCGCAACUCUGGCACGUCAUGUCCAACUCUAAAGUCCACACUUUCAAAGGUCACUCUGGGCGGAUACUAUGUAUGUGUGUCACCCGAGAAUCGCAAUACCUUCUGACCGGCUCUGAAGACACCAGCGUCAUUGUAUGGGACCUGCACACUUUGGCUGUCAAGACAAAAAUUCUAGAGCACAUAGCACCAGUCCUAUGUGUGGCAGCAAUAGUGAAUCGAUCCUUAGUCAUCAGCGGAGGAGAAGACUCUGCAGUUAUUGUUACAUCUCUCGUCGAUGGAGCUUUGGUAACCAAGCUAGACCAUCACCGUGGGCCGGUCACGACAAUAAAAGUCAUACAAGAUGGUGACAUACUAGUGACGUGUGCACAAGAUGGCGCCGUUUGCACGUGGAACGUUGACAGCUUCACACUGCUCAGCACAGUAUCGACCGGCGUUCCGAUUCACGCGAUGGAAAUUACUGAGGACAAUGUAUUCCUCGUCACGCUCCAGGGUGAAAACGAGCUACACAUACGGACAUUUAUAACCGGCACCCAUUUGCAUGUACUGAAAAGGCACAAGACUAAGGUAAAGUGCUUCUGCGUUGGUCACGACUCAUCCAGAAUCUCAGUCGGGUGUGCUGAUCAACGUAUCUACAUAUACAGCUUGCAUACUGCCCAGCUCCUUCGUACAUUGGCAGUAGCUCACGACCUAGCUGCUCUGGCAAUUGCUGACAAAGACCACUUUCUUUUGGCUGCUGGUGGCAACCGAGUGACAAUAUAUUCAUUUCACACUGAAGAUAACCUAACUAACUUCAGACCAACAAAACAGUUGAAGCGACGACAAACAAAAUCGACAACAAAUAUUACUUUGUUACAAGCCGAACAAAGCGAGCUUAUUCCAAUAAGCUGUUUAGAAGUGUCACGGGAUGGACAGUUAGCUGCGAGUGGUUGUGCUCGAGGCUUGGUGAGAGUUUGGCAACUCUCCACGCACAGAUUACAGACUACAUUGAACGGACACUUGGGCCAUAUCACUUGUGUUACAUUUAGCCCCAACAAUUUACUUGUACUGAGUGGAUCUGAAGAUAGAACUGUUGUUGUCUGGCAACUUGCUGAUAACUCAUCUUCGUUAACUUAUAAGGGCCACCAAUCUGCACUACAAACUCUCCUAAUGAUGUCGGACGGUCGCCGUGCUAUGUCCGGUGACCGUGCAAGGAACGUUCACGUUUGGCUUGUCGACUCUGGCAUUAUUCUUCAUUCUGCUACGUGCCCUACUGCUAGCAUUGAUGUCACUCUGAAUAUGAAGUUUGCAGUUUUAUCAGAUGGAGACAACUCAGUUCGCAUCUGGGCACUGGCUGAAGGUGACAGCGGUGAGGAAAAGCGCUCAGUUUCGCACGCAGAAAGAGUGACAUGUUUCGCCUUGACGGCCGACUCGCAACAUGUGGUGACAGGUUCCAUGGACAUGUCGCUGAAAGUUUGGCAAUUGGAUGGUGGAAAAUUAUCACAGGUGUUAGUAGGUCAUUCGGACAUAGUGACCUGCGUGGCAGUAUCCAUAACAAACAAGACACAAGUUGUGUCUGGAUCGUGGGACUUUAAUCUAAUUGUGUGGGACAUUAACACAGGAUCCGAUGUGCAUUUGCUGUCUGGACAUUUAGGGAAAGUUACUUGUGUUAAGGUUACUGGAGAUGGAUCCAUUGCAGUUUCGGGCGCGGAGGACAAGACUCUUAUCAUUUGGGAGACGAAGAGAGGUUUGGCGCUGACGUCACUCGCACUUCACGUCCCUUUGUUGGGAUUUCAAAUCACAAGCGACUGUUCACGUAUUGUCGUACAUCUUUUGGACCGAGGUUGCUUGCCGAUCAUAUGCCUCCACAACACCCCCGCUACCUACGUCAAAAUACCGACAUACGCCGCGCCGACGAAGGACGUCGAUGAAUUACGGCCACUAGCACCGAAACGCCCUAUGAGAAGAUUACUCAAGAAGGAAGUUUCAUUAGACACGUACACGUGGCAGAAAAAAUAUGGACAUCUUACUUCAGCAGCCAUGAUGGCGCAAGUUGACGAACGGUUAAAGAGGCGAUUUUCCGUAUCAGCAUCAAUGGAAGAGAUAUCUAAAAUUCAAGAAGCGAAAAAUAAGGACUUGGGUUCACAGGUAAGCCUGGGUCCAGAACAAGCUGCAAUAGCACAAUCCCAACACUUCGAUCAGCUGGAAGCUUUAUGGAAUAAAAUAUCACCUCCACGGCGGCGCUCUAAUAAGUCAUUAUCAAAGCAAAGUUCUCUGAUCGAGAGAGUCGAUUCAUCUGACGAAGAUCAUACUCCAGUAGAAGAACAAGAACAUAUGGUGGAGUAAAAAUAAAGAAUUUAAAUCGAAUUAGCGUAAUUAAUUCUAGGUUUUAUCUUUACUUAUUUUAACGAGCUGGUCUCAUUUUAUUAGCAAAUUCAUAACGCAGAUUUUAAUUUAUAUAAUGA